UAUGUGCUAGGGAUUAACCACGGCCUGAAGAUGGGGAUAGUAUUGCUUUUAGUGACAGGCUACUGCGGGGCUGCAGCUGGAUACUAUUGUGCUGCCCUGUUGUUGCUGUGCUGGAAACCCCGUACUGACUUUCUGAAGGGACCCAAGAUGGCUGAAUGGUCACAGGGACUGUAGUUAACAAUUAUCUAGAUAAGCGAUAUGAUGGAAAUGAAUGACAAAUAAUGUUAGUAUGUGAAACAUAACAUUGGGGGGAGUUAUACGAUUACAGCUUGAUGGUCUUCCUCAUUUUGAAAUGCAAGGACACCCAGUGAGGAGAGAGACGGAUUUCUCCGCGGCCCGGAGCCAGAACAUGGCGGAACACUUGGGAAAGAAAUAGCUAGCUAGCAGCUAACGUAUUAUAGAAAGCCGUAUAGCUGAUCAGAAAAGUCGGGCUACAUUUAACGACACUGGUUGCGGUUCGUAAACGGGCAAUAAUGUAACCGGUGUAUGGUAUUUGUCGAUGUAUAAUAAUGUACUGUUUUCAUAAGAUGUUGAAUGUAGCAAGGCAGUUAGCCGACUAGCUAGCUAACGUGCUAGCUAGUUAGCUCCGGUAGAUAGCUAGCUAGCUAGCAUAUAGCAAUUAUCUCAGUGUACUAUAGCUGAAGUCCUCCAACAUAGUAUAUUUGUAAUAUUACACGGAAUGUUUCCCAUUCGAACCUAGUUUAUAUACGUAUUAUUUGGUCUAUGGUUGUACUGUUUGUGUAGCUAGUUUCUGAAGGAGACUGUCGGUAGCUAGCUAACCGAUCUGCUAGACAGUGCGAACGGACGCGACGUAAGCUUUUUGGUCUGAGCGAGGCAAGUUUUGUGGUUGCCAGCUAGCAUCUGUAACAAGCUACACAUAGCGAACUGUGAUAACUAGCUAGUUAAUCUAGUUUUUUUUUAAACUCUUCUGACUAAGUUGAUCUACGGUAGUUGAUCCUCACAACCACCAUACUAGGCAGUCGGUAGUUGGCGCGUUGCGGAGCAAGGUAAACAGAAGUCGGCUGGGGAAAGCGGUCACGACCACCUGCCAAGAUGACGGACACCCGCCGCCGAGUCAAAGUUUAUACGCUCAACGAGGACAGACAAUGGGACGACCGCGGCACCGGACACGUCUCCUCGGGCUAUGUAGAGCGGCUGAAAGGCAUGUCUCUGCUGGUGCGAGCGGAGAGCGAUGGUGAGUCAGGUUCCCUGCUGCUGGAGUCGAAGAUAAACCCAAACACAGCCUACCAGAAACAACAGGACACGUUGAUAGUAUGGUCGGAGGCUGAGAACUAUGACCUGGCCCUCAGCUUCCAGGAGAAGGCUGGCUGCGAUGAGAUCUGGGAGAAAAUCUGUCAGGUCCAGGGCAAGGACCCAUCGGUGGACAUCACCCAAGAGCUGGUGGAUGAGUCGGAGGAGGAGCGCUUCGACGACAUGUCCUCCCCGGGGCUCGAGCUCCCACCCUGUGAGCUGGGCCGCCUCGAGGAGCUCGCAGAACUUGUGGCCUCCUCCCUCCCCUCGCCCUUACGCCGUGAGAAACUGGCCCUGGCUGUGGAGAACGAGGGCUACAUCCGCAAGCUCCUGGAGCUCUUUCGCCAGUGCGAGGACCUGGAGAACGCCGACGGCCUCCACCACCUCUAUGAGAUCGUCAAGGGCAUUUUCCUGCUGAACCGCACGGCACUGUUCGAGGUUAUGUUCUCAGAGGAGUGCAUCAUGGACGUGAUUGGCUGCCUGGAGCACGACCCGGUGCUGGGGGCUGCGCCGCGGCGCCACCGUGACUUCCUCACCAAGACUGCCCGCUUCAAGGAGGUGAUCCCCAUCGGCGACCCUGAGUUGCGCGCCAAGAUCCACCAGACGUACCGGGUGCAGUACAUCCAGGACAUGGUGCUGCCCACGCCGUCGGUGUUCGAGGAGAACAUGCUCUCCACGUUGCACUCGUUCAUCUUCUUCAACAAGGUGGAGAUCGUGGGCAUGCUGCAGGACGAUGAGAAGUUCCUGACAGACCUCUUUGCACAGCUCACAGACGAGGCCACAGACGACGACAAGCGAUACGAACUGGUAAACUUCCUAAAGGAGUUCUGCGCCUUCUCCCAAACGUUACAACCUCAAAACAGAGAAGCCUUCUUCAAGACGCUGUCGAACAUGGGCAUUCUCCCUGCACUAGAGGUGGUACUGGGGAUGGAUGAUGUGCAGGUGCGAGGUGCGGCCACUGAUAUCUUCUCCUAUCUGGUGGAGUACAACCCCUCUAUGGUACGAGAGUUUGUCAUGCAGGAGUCCCAGCAGAACGACGACGACAUUCUGCUGAUCAACCUGAUCAUCGAGCACAUGAUCUGUGACACGGACCCCGAGCUGGGCGGCGCCGUGCAGCUGAUGGGCCUACUGCGCACCCUGGUGGACCCUGAGAACAUGCUGGCUACCGCCAACAAAACGGAGAAGACUGAGUUCCUAAGCUUCUUCUACAAGCACUGCAUGCACAUCCUCUCUGCUCCUCUACUGGCCAACACCACAGACGACAAACUCAGCAAAGAUGACUUCCAGACGUCUCAGCUGCUGGCUCUGAUCCUGGAGCUGCUGACGUUCUGCGUGGAACACCACACCUACCACAUCAAGAACUACAUCAUCAACAAGGACGUCUUACGCCGUGUCCUGGUGCUCACCGCCUCGCAGCACGCCUUCCUGGCCCUUUGCGCGCUGCGCUUCAUGCGGCGGAUCAUUGGUCUGAAGGACGAGUUUUACAACCGCUACAUCAUAAGGAACUUCCUGUUUGAACCCGUGGUCAAGGCCUUCCUCAACAACGGCGCACGCUACAACCUCAUGAACUCAGCCAUCAUAGAGAUGUUUGAGUAUGUCCGCGUGGAGGAUGUGAAGUCCCUGACGGCCCACAUAGUGGAGAACUACUGGAAGGCUCUGGAGGACGUGAACUAUGUGCAGACCUUUAAAGGACUGAAGCUGCGCUACGAACAGCAGAGGGAGAGGCAGGACAACCCCAAACUGGACAGCAUGAGGUCGAUCCUGAGGAACCACAGGUUCCGUCGGGACGCGCGGACGUUGGAUGACGACGAGGAGAUGUGGUUCAACGCGGACGAGGACGAGCUGGAGGACGGCGAGGCGGUGGUGCCUCCCUCGGACAACAAGACCACCAAGAGUAGCGCCGGCGCCGGCGAGAACGAAGACCUCAUGGACCCCAUCAGCAAGUUCAUGGAGAGGAAGAAACUGAAAGACUCAGACGAGAAGGAAGUUCUGGGCAAGUCCAGUAGUCUGUCGGGCCGCCAAAGCCCCAGCUUCAAGCUGUCCUUCUCCGGCUCCACUACCAAAACCAGCCUGUCCAGCCCGCCUCCCUCUGCCUCGUUGCACCCCGGCUCGCCAGGCUCUCCAGGAUCACCAGGAUCAGGGGCCAAGGGCUCGCCCCCGACAGCAGUCGCCACAAAGGGAGGUCUGGUGGGGCUGGUGGACUACCCCGAUGACGACGAGGAAGACGAAGAGGACGUGAGCGGCGAGAGUAAAGAGGAGACUCCUCCCCUGUCCAAGAAGUCCAAGCUGAGCUCCUAAAAAUAAUAAUAAUAAUAAUAAUAAAAUAAAAAAAACGUUAAUGUUGUUGUUCUCUCUCGCUCCGAGCGCCAGACUAUUUCCCACCGAUCCCACGAUAGGCACAGAAACUAACAAAAACUGUUAAAACCAUGAAUGACUUCACCCCCUUGGUUUUUUUAAAUGGGGGCUCUUGUUGAGGAGCGGACUAUGAAUGGAAACGCGUCUCCUCGGACUAAUCCCAAUAUACAAGUGCCAAUCGGGAGGCCGCGGAGCUAGGAGCGAACGCAGAGAACGAAUGGACGAGAGAGGAAGGCGUGGAGAAAUGACCAUCUCCAAUAUUACCGUCAGAUGAAAGGGGCGGACUGACGAUAAAUAAUUAAAUAAAGCUAAAAUACCGGAAAAAUAGACACAUUUAUCCACACACACACACUCGCAUACAAACUAAAACCCCAAAGAGCUUAUUGGCUCAGACCAUGACCCACUGCCCCACCCCCAACCCCCCACUCAGGGAAGGACAUCGCAACGACCCCCAAAAUGGGGCCGGCCAAUCCAGACGCAGAACCACCACUCACCCCCUACGCUGACUCCUCCUUCAUCCAGCUCCUUUUUUUUCUGUCUCUCCUCCCUCCGCUACAUUUCCCCCCUUUUUCUCUCUCCGUUUUUUUGUUUGUUUUUAGGUUGUUUUUUUUUUAAAGAUGUUAGUUUCUAGGACCAGACGGGAGACGGCAGACACCGGCGCGGCAAAAAUGUUGUCUGUUUUUCGUUUUGAUGAUGUCAUUGUCGUCGUUCAGAGGGAAGUUCUUCCUCUUGAUUCGAAAAAAGACAUUUCUUAUUUUGUCUUUUUACUCUCUUUUUGUCUCUGUCUCUCUCUCGCUCUCUCUCGUUCUCUCUCUCUCUCGCUCUCUCUCGUUCUCUCUCUCUCUCCCCCUCUCCUGUUUUUGUAAACAACCCAGCCUUUACAUGUUCAGGACAUUUUCAGUCGCACUUGAACAGGUUUUUAAAGACCUCAGUAGGUUGAGCUAGUUUGACCCUUUUUUGCCCUUUGAAACUGCAGAUUUUUUGGGAAAAAGAAUUUGUAAUCCCGUCUUGAUUAAAGAUUGAGUGGAAUUGUAGAUGUGAUCAAUUUUGUCAUAUCUUCGCUUCUUUUUUGUUUUCUUUUACAUAAGUGUAUACUUAGUUGUUCAGAAAUAUUUGGGACCAUUAAAAAUGAUCUUUGCUGUA
This is a messenger RNA of Oncorhynchus tshawytscha (Chinook salmon), 4749 nucleotides long. RefSeq names its product serine/threonine-protein phosphatase 4 regulatory subunit 3. Gene Ontology annotation, molecular function: protein phosphatase activator activity. The transcript has 15 exons. Gene Ontology annotation, cellular component: nucleoplasm; protein phosphatase 4 complex. Lineage: Eukaryota; Metazoa; Chordata; Actinopteri; Salmoniformes; Salmonidae. Bases 1054 to 3549 code for a protein of 831 amino acids. Gene Ontology annotation, biological process: protein dephosphorylation; DNA damage response. The record is from RefSeq and is a predicted model, not a curated record.